AGUAAGUGUGUGUUAGUUCGCUCUUGCACCAAAAGAGGGAACACACACUUUACUGGUCAGACUACAGACCUUCUCACCAAAUAUUAAGACAACCCAGGGGAUGCAGGAACUUGAAAUAUUGGAUUAUGUUAAUGAGCAGCCAAGACAUGACCAGAGACGCAGGGGGGAUGAAAAUCAAACAGGGAGAAGACUCUAUCAGGUGCUCUUCCUCUGCUUUGGCAUGCUGUGUAUCAUACAAGCCACUCUCAAUGUUUCUCUGCGCCUUACUUUGUACUCAAGCAAGGAACCAACCCACUUGGACUGCAACUCAACUCAUUUAAGUGACCGAAACCAGGUGACGGUGGUGCAGGAUUGUGAGCAAAGGAAACCUGAUCACUGCAACAGCUUACAAGAAAGAUUCAACGCCUUGACCAGAGACAAAAACCGGCUUGAAAACCGAAACACUGAACUCAUCAACAUGAUAAAGAAGGUGGAGGAGGAGCGAAACUGGCUUAAGAUGAGUCUGAUGGGGCUGAGUGAGUCCUCUCAACAGUGUCCUGCAGGUUGGAUAAAGAUCAACUCAAGAUGUUACUUCCUCUCCAGUGAGAAAAAAACAUGGGAGGAGAGCAGACAACACUGUCAGAGUAAAGGUGCUGACCUGGUGGUCAUCAACAGCAAACAGGAACAGAUGGCCUUGUACCAUCUGGAUGGAUCUAAUGACCUCGUGGUCUGGAUUGGUCUGUAUGACACUGAGACAGCUGAGACCUUCAAAUGGGUGGAUGGAUCUGCGCUGACUGAACCAUUUUGGAAGUCCGGCCAGCCAGACCGCGGUGGUCCCAACAACAAAGAGGGCUGUGUGGAGAUGUUUCACCGCGACCCAGUGCUGGCCAACUGGAACGACGCCCCCUGUGAACACAAGCUGCGCUGGUUGUGUGAGAAGGAUCCAUGUAUCUGUCAUAAUAUCAGAACAUAAUAUGUGUAUGUACAUGUGAAUUAAUAAAUGUACUUUUGUAUUCAGCAGAACUAAGAAGUUCACAUUUAAAAAAGAAAGUGUAAAAAUAAAACAAGCAGAUCCCCUGGAAAAUAGAAGACAGCAAUGAUCUCCCAUAGCUGUUGGUGUGAAUUUUGUUAUUGAUAGCCAACAUACUAGAUCAAUUAAUAGAAAUAGAAUGAUCAGUUAGUAAUCAAUAAUACAGAUCAUUGUAAUGUAAUUUAGUCCUCAUUUAUGGUUUGCACACAUUGAUUGCAUGUAGAGUAUUUGUCAAGAUGUUAUGAGCAGCUUUAUAGUUCCCUUUUACCUACACAAUGACGGCAGGGAAGAGUUCUCUCACCUUAAGUUUCAACUCUCUGUGAUAUGUUGUGACUGGAUUAAAUGGCUUAAUAUCACCGGAGACCCAGACGCAGUAAUUUCUAUAUAAUCCCAUUUUAAUAAAGAGUCAUGGUUAUGUACGUAGAGCUCAGCACAAUCUUCUUUGUUCCCCAGUUGUUGUCAGGCUGUGGAGGAUACCAAUAAUAUAAUAAUUCAAAAAUAA
This is a messenger RNA of Dicentrarchus labrax (European seabass), 1511 nucleotides long. RefSeq names its product CD209 antigen-like protein C. The transcript has 6 exons. The record is from RefSeq and is a predicted model, not a curated record. Bases 101 to 952 code for a protein of 283 amino acids. Lineage: Eukaryota; Metazoa; Chordata; Actinopteri; Moronidae.